Pocillopora damicornis (cauliflower coral) is the source of this 1122-nucleotide messenger RNA. RefSeq lists its product as uncharacterized. The record is from RefSeq and is a predicted model, not a curated record. Lineage: Eukaryota; Metazoa; Cnidaria; Anthozoa; Scleractinia; Pocilloporidae. Gene Ontology annotation, molecular function: DNA binding.
AAUUGACUGUGCGCCACCUGGUCGGCCACUUUGAAAUCACUCGCUUAAUCUUUGAAUUGUCCUCUUCUCAGUUUUUCUACCAUUUAAAAUGUUGCAAGGCAAAAGGAUGAACUGUUUUUUUUUCUCCAAAAUCUUUCUUUACAGCGGAUAAGAACGAGCUUAUGAAGGAGAGGAUGCGAUUAGAAAAAGAAAAGAAGAAUGGAAACAAAGGACAGGAGCCCAAAGCACAGAAAAAAAGAAAGCAUCCUGAAGGAGACAAGGAAAACCAGAAAAAGAAAAAGAAGCAGGAGUCAACAGAAAGUGCUAAAGAAAAGGAGCAGGCUGUCCAAAACAAGGAAGAGAAAAGGAAGAAGAAAGAACAGGAGCAAGAAAGACAGAAGAUGACGCUGGAAGCAAGAAAGGCCCAGGCUAUAAGUCGAUGGGUUGCUUCUACAACAGCAACUACACACAAUGAUGAGGUUACAAUUGUAAAUGAUUCACCCAGCGUCACUUUCACACCCCAACCACUUCGCCAAGUCAACUCUUCGAACCAGUCACCAAUGACUCCAGCUCGCAUCGCUUACACAUCAGGCAGAACCCCAAGCACCACUCCUGAGUCAAUGCGAUCAACCAUACAAGAAUCUUCAGUAGCCAACCUAACUGUGCCUGGAAGUUCUACUGGUACCAAAUCAUUCACCAGAACCCCAAACACCAGUGUUAUCUCCACUCCAGGAUCAGUGCAAUCGAAGCAGAGCUCUUCAGCUGCUAACCCAAAGCCAGCUGCUACUAAAACAAAGGGAACCCGUGAGCCCAAGAGAGGUCUUCAUUUUCAAAGUGCCAUUGCAGACAACAGUGAUGAUGAAAUGGAGGAGGAGGUGGAGGGGGAACAAAUCCUUGAGGAUGCUGAUGCUUUUAGUAGUGAUUGCUGUAAAGAACAGAGGAUGGAGAUAAAAGCGUUAAGAAAGCGGCUGGAGAAAGUGCACAAGAGACUCAACAUAGCAUUAAAAUCAAAGACAUCUGCAGAAGUUAUAAACAACAGACCAGGAGCUGGAGUAGUGGACAGCACAUUGGCUGCUGAAUACAAGAUGGUAGAGGUCAUGGAGGGAUCCAGUGUCUUCUGGUACCCUCACCAACGGGCCUACU